UCAGAAAGCUAUUUGGUGUGAAUUGGUCUUGUCUUGUAGUUUGUCGUCAGUUUGUUGACAUAGCCUAAUUUUGUGUGUUAUGUUUGGUGUAAUUUGUCAAUGUAUGAAUAGUCACGAAUGAUUACAUUCCAUUAUUUACAGUUUGUUAAUGCUUCUUAUGAUCACCAUGUUCGCUUCAACAGUCUCGGAGUACCUGAUAACUGGAUGCAGACUAGUACCGGCAGUUUUUUUUAUAAAUUCAAAUGUGCACAAUGGUUAAUAAUUUUUGGACUACUGUAACCGCAAUGGUUUCCCACGGCUUACUUGGAAAGUAUAUUCACAUUACAUGUGUCGUUGCAUUGUAUUGGGUAGUUUCAAUAACUACUGUAUUCAUAAAUAAAACAUUACUGAGUGAUAAUGAACUUGAUGCUCCGUUUUUUGUGAUAUGGUAUCAAUGUCUAACAUCAGUAUUUAUUUGUCUAUCUUUGAAAAACUUUUCAAGAAUAUUUCCUGAACUUGUCUCUUUUCCAGAGGGUUCCCCAUUUGAUAAAGACGUCAUUAAAAAAGUGUUACCUCUAUCUUUGAUAUUUGUUUGUAUGAUUGGAUCAAACAAUCUUUGUUUGAAAUAUGUUGGAGUAGCAUUUUAUUUUGUUGGACGCUCAUUAACUACAGUUUUCAAUGUAAUUUUGACUUUCAUCGUGCUUCGACAAAGAACUUCUUAUCAGUGUAUAACUUACUGUUGUAUUAUAGUCUCUGGCUUCUGGUUGGGCGUCUCUGAAGAACACGAUAUAGGAUCUUUUUCAUUCCUAGGGACAUUUUUUGGAGUUAUGGGUUCGUUAUCUUUAGCUUUCUAUUCAAUCCAUACAAAGACUGUUCUACCUAGUGUAAACAAUCACAUUUGGUUGUUAUCCUACUACAAUAAUACUUAUGCUUGUUUUAUUUUUAUUCCAUUGAUAAUAUUGAAUGAAGAAAUUGGCACCCUCAUGAACUCUGAGAAACUUUUCACUGUACAAUUUUGGAGCAUUAUGACUGCAGGUGGUUUAUGCGGUUUUGCUAUAGGUUAUGUUACUUCUCUACAAAUAAAAGUGACAUCACCACUCACUCAUAAUAUUUCGGGUACAGCUAAAGCUUGUGUUCAGACAGUUCUAGCCACUUACUGGUAUCAGGAGAGUAAGCCAUGGAUGUGGUGGCUCUCAAACUGGAUUGUGCUGUUCGGAAGCGCAGGCUAUACUAGUGCUAAACAAAAAGAAAUGCAAGAAAAAUUCAAGCAAGAAAAGUCACCUUUAAAACCAAUGAAUAAUGUUUAGGCUAACACUAGAGGUUGAUAUUUUCAAAUUUGAAUCUUAGCAUGAAGCAAACCAAUUUUACUACAGGACUUGUCUGAAGCACAAAUUUUCUCUCAGAUAGAUAUAAAAUUUUGUAAAUGUAGUAAACUUAUAUAACUCCUUAGGAUUUGAUAUGGUAAUUCACAUUGCUCCACCAACCUAGAAAAAAAUGAAUAUAGGAUGAGAUGAUCUUGUGUACCAUUGAUAAUUUAUUUAAAUUGCAAUAAUUUUCUGCUUUAGGAGUAUCCGCCAUUACUUUAUCAACAAUAUAUUAGGAUACUUGUACCAAAAUCUAAUAGUUUCUUCAAUGGAGUAGGUUGCACUCAAUUUACUUUUACAUUAAUUAGUACCUAUAAAAUAUAUUAUCAAAUAAUUACUAAACUCAAAUUUCUCGUAAGGCCAUUUUUCAUAAAAGAUUUACAAUUAUUGUUUGUCUCUCUACUUGUUGCAAUAAUAUUAUGGUUGUCUCGUUUAUUAAACACAAACAAUUUAUGGAAAUUUUAUUGUGAUUAGUCUUGAAUGAGAAAUUUAUGAAGUUGCAAUUUGUGUAUGAAACCAUCAAAAUGUGUCAAAUUGAAGAUUACCAUAAUAUAUGUAUUAAUAAACGUAAUGCUAAGCUCACACUUCUUUCUCUAUAUGACCAAUUUUGCACAAAAUCACAUUCAAUGCGAGUGCGGUCUAUCUCUAAGACACCAACUUUUUGAAUUGCAAGAAAACUAAUAAUGCUCAUAAAAAUUCUCAAUAACAUAUCCUUCUGAAAUAAUGUUAAGUUAUGAUUGUAUUUUUUAAAUUACUCUCAUACGGUACUACAAGCAAACCUCUGUUUUAGUUGUAGGCUACCAAACAAUUGACUAAUUCGUGAAAAUUUAUCUGUAAAUUUGAUUUCUCUUAUUUCCAUCACCAACUUUUACUGUAUUUGAAUCUGUGUUUUUCAAUUUUUGAAUUAAUCUCAAAAUAUAUUAAGUUAAUACAAAUUAUCACAGUCAAUUAUCAUUCACUGGAUACACUCUAUAAUCUACUUAUGAUAAAGUAGCCUUUCUUAUCAAAUAUAUCAAUUUAUUCUUUUAAUAUCAUUAUAUUUUUUUUAUUGUCUUGCUUAUAAGUAGAUAAAAAAUCCCAGACGAUUAUAUAAUUAUAAUUGAUCUUGAAUGAUUCAGAUUCAAAUAUGGUGCAUAGUUCCUGACAGGACUGUUAUUUUACUUUUGCUAAUACUUCAAUUUAAUCUGAGGAAGUUCCUGAAUUAAUAUUAGAACAUGAAACAUUUUAUAGAAAAGAUGUACAGUGGCGUAAAAACACUUUCAUACAAACCUAUAAAAUCUUAGUUGGAAUAAUGUUUUUUCUAGAAUGAAGUUAAUUUAAAAAUUGUUAUCAACACACUCAUAAUGUUCAAAGUAAAUCUUUUUAAUUUGCCAUACCAAACGAUCAUUCAUUUUGGAUGUGUAGAUUAACAAAUUUUGACUUGCAUUCCAUGUAUGGUGAGGGAUGUAUUAUAAAUAUUUUGAAAUUUCUAUUGAAAAGACACACCCUUUUUUAACUGAACACAAAAUUUAUUUCAAAUAUUUAUUCAUUUUUCAAUUAGCGUAGCAUUUAUAUUGCUCAAAAAU
Messenger RNA from Nilaparvata lugens (brown planthopper), 2908 nucleotides. It is a transcript of the gene nac, whose product is annotated as GDP-fucose transporter 1. The coding region runs from base 243 to 1286 and encodes 347 amino acids. Gene Ontology annotation, molecular function: antiporter activity. Gene Ontology annotation, biological process: protein O-linked glycosylation via fucose; GDP-fucose import into Golgi lumen. The transcript has 2 exons. Gene Ontology annotation, cellular component: Golgi apparatus. The record is from RefSeq and is a predicted model, not a curated record. Lineage: Eukaryota; Metazoa; Arthropoda; Insecta; Hemiptera; Delphacidae.